AUGAUGUUUCCAGGUAUGAAUAGGGAGAAGGAGAUGUCUGCUAUGGUCUCAGCUUUGACCCACGUUGUUUCUGGAGAGGUUCCAAGCGGUGAUUAUGUGGUUCUUGAUCAACCGAGUGCAAUUGGAGGAGGUGGUGGUGGUGAUGCAUCUCCUUCUGUUACACCAAACUUACCUUCUUUGUCUUCUUCUUCAUCUGAUUAUGUUGGUAGUUCUGCUUUCAAGAGAAGAAGGGGAGAUGAUAGUUCCUUAGGUGCUGCUUCUUCCCCUGCUAUUCCAACAAUUGCAGAAUGUUCAAACAAUUCGACCAGCAGCACAAGAACAGAAAGGGGUGAAAUGGGAAAUGCUGUGUAUGAAUAUAGAACAACAGAGAAUGUGGUGAGGGGAGAACCAAGGAGAAAGUACAGAGGGGUGAGACAGAGGCCAUGGGGUAAAUGGGCUGCAGAGAUCAGAGACCCAUUCAAAGCAGCGAGGGUUUGGUUAGGUACAUUUGACACAGCUGAAGCAGCUGCAAGAGCAUACGAUGAAGCUGCACUGCGUUUCAGAGGAAACAAGGCCAAACUCAAUUUCCCUGAAAAUGUUACUCUCCGGCAACCUACGACGACUCAAAGGAACAUUUCGAAUUCUACAACUUCCCUUGUGUCUAUUCCAACUUCCACUGACCCAAUUGUUCACUCUGAAGCUCUUUUCUCUUCUCAGCCUUCAAGCAACAUUUAUGAGCAUUUCCACCUCUCAAACUUCCCUAUGAACAUUUAUGAUGAUCGUUUCAUUAUGACAUCUACGAUGGCUUCGCAUCUUCAAUCUUCGUCAACGCCACCAGCUUCUUCUUCUUCUUCUUCUGCGUUUGUUUCCUCUAUGACUUCUUCGCAGGCCACUUCAAUUCCUUCAAUUUAUUCUACUCAGUUGCCGCCCUGGUCAGUUUCCAGUUAUAGCUCUUCUUCCUCGGGAUGA
This is a messenger RNA of Gastrolobium bilobum, 948 nucleotides long. Its product is annotated as ethylene-responsive transcription factor ABR1-like. Bases 1 to 948 code for a protein of 315 amino acids. The record is from RefSeq and is a predicted model, not a curated record. Lineage: Eukaryota; Viridiplantae; Streptophyta; Magnoliopsida; Fabales; Fabaceae. Gene Ontology annotation, biological process: regulation of DNA-templated transcription; ethylene-activated signaling pathway. The transcript has 2 exons. Gene Ontology annotation, molecular function: DNA-binding transcription factor activity; DNA binding.